This is a messenger RNA of Saccostrea echinata, 1815 nucleotides long. RefSeq lists its product as uncharacterized. The record is from RefSeq and is a predicted model, not a curated record. Gene Ontology annotation, molecular function: 3'-5'-DNA exonuclease activity; nucleic acid binding. The transcript is spliced from 4 exons. Gene Ontology annotation, biological process: DNA catabolic process. The coding region runs from base 1 to 1815 and encodes 604 amino acids. Gene Ontology annotation, cellular component: cytoplasm. Lineage: Eukaryota; Metazoa; Mollusca; Bivalvia; Ostreida; Ostreidae.
AUGGAACCAGAUAUAGUGGUUGAAAUGGUUCGAGAAAACAAUGCCAAAGGAAUUAAAACAUCUACCAUUAUUGGAGAUGAUGAUUCAACAACCAUAUCCAGACUGAAGCGUGAAGUGGACCCUCAAAUAGAGAAAUUGUCUGAUAUGAAUCAUGUGAAGAAGAACCUUGCCAACCAUCUAUACACUCUUCAAAAGAUCCAUAGAACUUUGUCUGUCAAGGUAAUCAGAUAUAUACAAAAGUGCUGGAAUUACAUGAUUGCACAGAAUGUAGGUAAUCCUGACGGUGUGUCAGUUGGCCUUGAUGCUAUGUCCAAGCAUCCAUUUGGAGACCAUUCGUCCUGUGGGGAUUGGUGUGCCCAUAUAAAAAAUCCCAAUACAAAGUUUAAAUCACUGCCAUAUGGAAAGUGCCUAACUGAUCAAGGAUUACAGACUUCCUUAUCAGAAUUAUUUAGCAGAUAUAAAGAUCAUUGUCAGAAGUUAGCUGAAAUGGGGUCCACACAAGCCAAUGAGUCUCUGAAUAUGACCAUUUCCUCCAAAGCACCAAAGAGAUAUCACUUCAGUGGGUCAGCCAGCCUGAACUAUCGUGUGGCAGCAGGAGUGGCACAAAAGAACAUUGGACAUGGUUACAUAACAAAGUUCACCAUGUUAAAUGUCAAGGUCAGAACUUCAGAACUACAUUUACUUUUCAAUCAACAGGUGAAUACAAGAACUGGACUCUCUCCAGGUGUAUAUACACAUAAGAUAUCCCUUCUAAGGGACUUGCAACACAGAAAAAGAAAAGCCAUUGCCAAUACCAGACAAGCCAAAAGAAAAAGGAUUGAACUGAAAGCUCGCAAAUUACAGAGCAAUGCAUUACAUGAAAAGAGAGAGGGAACAACAUACUCUUCCGAAGUUGGUUUGGUGGAGCAGAUCCCUUCUCCUCGCUAUAUGCCAUCAAGGGAUCCAGUGGAAUUUAGCCCAGAAACACAUAUCCCUGCUUAUUUUGACUUGGAAACAACUGGCCUAGGACGAACUUCACAUAUCACCCAGAUGGCUGCAGUAGUGGGAAAAGAGGAAUUCAGCUGCUUUGUUUUUCCAAGGGAACAAAUAUCAAAAGAAGCAUCAAGAUUAACAGGUAUCACCAUAAAGAAUGGGAAAAUGUACCACCUAAACAAGGAAGUAGAAGCCAAGACCAUUUCUGUUGCUGUACAAAGCUUACUUAAUUUUCUUUCCAAAUUUGAAAAGAAAGUAUUGAUUGUUGGACAUAAUGUACAACUAUUUGACUGUCCUGUAUUUCUGAAUUCUUUGUAUUCCUGUAAUAGAAUCAAAGAUGCAUCAGAAAUUGUUGAUGGAUUCCUGGACACUUUAUCAUUGUUCAAAUUAAUCAAACCAGGUUUGUCGUCAUAUAGGCAGGAAUAUUUGUGUAAUUCCUUGAUCAGCUUGUCAUAUGAUGCACAUGAUGCAAGAGGUGAUGUUGUUGCACUUCAAAAACUCGUGGAACAGCAAGGUGUGAGAUUCGAUAGUACAGAAGCCAAAUCAUCCUCUUUCACAUUCCAGUAUGCCAUUGAUUCCCAUGCAUAUUCCAAGGAAGUAAAUGCCAAUUUACCAUCCCUGCAAAUUCUGAUCAGUCAGAAAGUUAUCAGUGUCGGAAUGGCAAAGAAGAUUGCUGGAAGUGGACUGAAAUACGAACAUCUCCUCCAAGCUUUCAAAAGAAAUCAAACAGAGGGUUUAUUUGACUUGUGCCAAGAACAAUAUAAAUCGUCUGUCCGUGUGACAAAGUCAAAAAAAGUCAUUGAAAAAAUGAUCAACUAUUUUGCUAAAUUAAGUGAAAGUUGA